Messenger RNA from Dovyalis caffra, 1011 nucleotides. Lineage: Eukaryota; Viridiplantae; Streptophyta; Magnoliopsida; Malpighiales; Salicaceae. The record is from the annotation of a GenBank genome assembly.
AUGUUUCUAACAGAGACUUCAAAUUUCCCUUCCUUCUUCGAUCCUUUUAACAGGAAGAACAAGAAAGAUGUAGCCAAGAAAUUCGACCUUAUAUCUAACUCCUUCGACGAAUCCCUCCUUCGUCGUCUCAAAACUUUAACUAACUCCCUCUCUUCAUCUCCACCGUCUGUUGCUAUCAAUUUCUCCUGGCUUUCUUCAGUCGUUGAUUUUCUUUCCUUCGCACAUAACGAAGCCAUAACUCUGCUUUCCACUCUCAAGCUCGACAGUUCUUUGAAUUUUUACUUGGAUAACAGUGUCAAGCUCCUCGAUCUCUGCAACUCGAUUAGUUCAGAGAUCGAACGCUUACGCCACCGCCGACUUGUCAUAAGUUUUGCAUAUCACGUUCUUAACGACAACAGUGAAGAUCCAGAGAAGCUGAGAAGAGCUAGGGCUUCAUUAUCUGAUUGGGUAACUAAUUUCAAGGGAUCCAGAUUGGAUAGCAACAACAAUUUGGAGGAUUUAGUGAGAGAUCUAGCUUUGAGGCUUAAGGAGGUUCCACGUGGAAAGAUGUCAGCCGAUGUAAGGGUUGUCCGCCGCACGAUCUACGCCGUCGGGUUGGCAACGGCGUUGGUUGCUGGAGUUGUGCUCGCGGCGUUACGUGGAUCCACAGGGUUAGGUGUUGCCGUUAGAGCGCCGCCCGAGUUUUUAUGGGCUGACUCUUUCAAUUUUAUCAGCGCAGCGAUUUCAGCCGAGUGGACUAGGCCAGAAAAGAAGAGGCAUUUGCUCAAGGAGCUUGAUGAUGUGGAUGUACGUAUUAAGGAAUUAAGUGCUGUUCUGGACGACGGUAGCGGAAAAAACGGAGAAAGGUUAAACGGUGUCGUUAGAGAGCUAGAGAGGGUGACGGAGACGUUAGGAGGGGGAUUGGAGAGGUUGAGUAACGGCGUGAAUGAAGUGUUCAAUACGGUUUUGAGUACUAGAAAGGGGAUGUUGGAGACGAUGAGGGUGGGUCAACAGAAGGCCCAGACAAAGUGA